AUGCCGGCCGAGAGGCGCUCUUUGAGAUCGAACAGCAAGUCAGAUACCUCUUCGUCUGCUAACGGUGACAAGGGUCGCUCUACCUCGCAGAGCUCCAGCUCCAACAAGGACAAGCCCGCGCUUACCCGCGCCGCUGCCAACAAGGCCAAGUCGUCCAAAGCUGCUUCAUCGAACAACAGCGCGUCCAACUCCGGGAUGGGCGAACAGCGAGAACAGCCGCAAACCAACGGCUCCGAUCCGACGGAGAAUGGCGUGAAUGGCUCUGAGGACGUGGAGAUGGGAGAGGAUACGGCAGGUGGGCCUACAUCCUCAUUCAACGCCAGCAAGGAUCGGAAAGGUGACGAGAAGAUGACUGUUGUAGUGCCCCCCACCAAGGGUUCGAGGCUAUCCGGCGAUAAAGGCCAGGACCAGGAAGGUGAUGUCGCGAUGGAGGGUGCCGAGGGCGAUGAGUCCCAGAAGCCCGAACCCGAGGUUGACCCCAAAACCAAGGCCAUCCAAGGUUGGUUCUCCCCCCCCAUCUCCCUGACUGCAUCCCCGAUGAGAUGCAAAGAUCCGAAAUGCGCUAAUGACGUCUCAUCUCGGAUGACUGCAGACAUCAAGACCAACUUCUCGCUCCUCGAGCGUGCCGUCGCCCAUUUCGAUCCUCGAUUUACCCUCCGUGUUCUGCGAUCGAUAUCGUCCAUGCGCAAGCACAUCAGCUCGGAUGUGCUGGCCGAAAUCAUAGUCGAGACGUAUCCCUCCUCCAACUCCACCGCAUCCUUCUUGCUCGAGGCCAUCAACCAAGCGGGUGCUUAUGGAUCGUCGAACAGCUCCAAGAUGGAAGUCGAGUCGGAGAAAACCAAGUCGACCCCCAAGGAGAUCUUGCCCGAGAUUGAUACGUACCUAUCUAUACUUGUCCAGAUCUAUCUCUACGAUAGAAAGGAGAUUCAGAAGGGUGCCCAGUUCUCGACGAAUCUGAUCGAGCGUCUGCGGACCAUCAACCGCCGCACUCUCGACUCCCUGGCCGCCCGCGUGUACUUUUACUAUUCUCUCUUCUUUGAGCAGAUUGCCCCUCUGCCCCCGUCUCCUGCCGCAACGGUCACCUCAAUCCGCCAGCCGCUGCUUGGAGCUCUGAGGACGGCUGUGCUGCGCAAGGACGUCGACACCCAAGCGACGGUGAUGACAUUGCUGCUGCGUAAUUACCUGUCCACAUCCCACAUCUCGCAGGCAGACUUGCUCAUCUCCCACAACCGCUUCCCCGCCGCUGCGUCGAACAACCAGAUUGCCCGGUACCUGUACUAUCUGGGUCGCAUCCGUGCGAUCCAGCUGCAGUACACCGAUGCUCACGGGCACUUGAUCGGUGCCACCCGGAAGUCGCCGUCGAGCCACAGUGCGCGUGGCUUCUACCAAGCUUCUCACAAGCUGCUUGUGGUGGUCGAACUUCUCAUGGGAGACAUUCCCGAUCGAGCAAUUUUCCGCCAGGCCGCCCUCGAGCGCGCGAUGCACCCGUACUUCCUACUCGUGCAGGCCGUCAGCGUGGGUGACCUGGAUGGUUUCCUGAACAUCGUCAACACUCACAGUGCCACGUUCCGGAAGGAUGCCACCUACACUCUCAUCUUGCGUCUGCGCCAGAACGUGAUCAAGACCGGUAUCCGCAUGAUGUCUCUGUCGUAUUCCCGCAUCUCCCUACGGGACAUCUGUCUCCGACUGGGACUGGACAGUGAGGAGUCGGCCGAGUACAUUGUCGCCAAAGCCAUUCGAGACGGUGUCAUCGAGGCCAGUCUGGACCACGAGCGAGGAUUCAUGAAGAGCAAGGAGGUCGGAGACAUCUACGCUACUCGGGAGCCCGGCGAGGUAUUCCACGAGCGUAUCAGAGCCUGCUUGGCUCUGCAUGACGAAAGUGUCAAGGCUAUGAGGUUUCCCAUGAACCAGCACCGUCUCGAGUUGAAGAGCGCACAGGAGGCCCGGGAGCGGGAGCGGGAGUUGGCGAAGGAGAUCCAGGAGGGAGAUAUGGAUGACGAGGAUGCCGGGGCUCGAGCCGUUUCGGCCUCCGGGCUGGUGCUGGCAGCACGAAUCCCGCCAUCGACACUGGUUUGCUGGCAAUGCCUUCGCAAUGACCUCUUCUCGAACCGAAUCAAUCUUCAGACACGCCAGUAUCAUCCCACACGCCGGAAAUCCGCCUCGCCGUUUGGGGCCGCUGUCUCCGCGGCGCAAACGAUCUUCAAGGGCCUACCAAAGGCACCGCCGGGCAUCUCGGUCGAUCCGUUGAGAAUUGUGGGAAAGGAGCUCAAGUUCUUGAGCAAAAACAUUCGCCAAUUGCUGGGAUCUGGCCAUCCCACCCUGGAUAAGGUGGCAAAGUACUACACUAAGAGCGAAGGGAAACACAUGCGCCCGAUGCUGGUGCUGCUGAUGUCCCAGGCGACAGCGUUGACUCCUCGAAAUGGCCGGGCGAACUCGGCGCCUUCUCACACUGUGAACGAGUCCAUCAGUUCCUCCACCGUGCUCGCCGACACAAAUCCCGAUCUCAAUCCACUCGCGUCGUCCUCUCUUGAAGGUCAAUACGAUUUUGCCGGCGACGAGAACAUCCUGCCUACUCAGCGACGGCUGGCCGAAAUCACCGAAUUGAUCCAUACCGCCUCCCUCCUUCACGACGACGUCAUUGACAAUGCGGUCACUCGUCGGUCCUCCAGUUCCGCCAACCUGCAGUUCGGAAACAAAAUGGCGGUGCUGGCCGGAGAUUUUCUAUUGGGUCGGGCUUCCGUCGCUCUGGCGCGGCUGAGAGACCCGGAGGUGACGGAGUUGCUGGCCACCGUUAUCGCCAAUCUCGUGGAGGGAGAGUUCAUGCAACUGAAGAACACGGCCGCCGACGAGAAGCACCCGGUUUUCACCGACGAAACCAUCUCGUACUACCUGCAGAAGACCUACUUGAAGACCGCCAGCUUGAUCAGCAAGUCGUGCCGUGCCGCUGCCCUGCUUGGUGAUGGGUCGCCCGAGGUGGUCGAAUCCGCCUACUCGUACGGACGGAACCUGGGGCUGGCCUUCCAACUUGUGGACGAUAUGCUGGAUUACUCGAUUAGCGAUGCCGAGCUGGGCAAACCUGCCGGAGCGGACCUGGAGCUGGGACUUGCAACCGCACCGCUUUUGUUUGCCUGGAAGGAGAACCCCGAGCUGGGUUCGUUGGUUGGCCGCAAGUUCAGCGGGGAGGGCGAUGUGCAACGGGCUCGUGAACUUGUUUACAAGAGCGACGGUGUCGGAAAGACCCGUGCUUUGGCCCAGGAGUAUGCCGACAAGGCCAUUGCUGCCAUCAGCGGAUUCCCCGAUAGCGAAGCGAAGGCCGGUCUCAUGCAGAUGUGCGAGAAGACGAUGAACCGACGGAAGUAA
Aspergillus steynii IBT 23096 is the source of this 3360-nucleotide messenger RNA. RefSeq names its product proteasome regulatory particle lid subunit RPN3. The transcript is spliced from 4 exons. Gene Ontology annotation, biological process: isoprenoid biosynthetic process; ubiquitin-dependent protein catabolic process; regulation of protein catabolic process. Gene Ontology annotation, cellular component: proteasome regulatory particle, lid subcomplex; proteasome complex. Gene Ontology annotation, molecular function: enzyme regulator activity. The coding region runs from base 1 to 3360 and encodes 1119 amino acids. The record is from RefSeq and is a predicted model, not a curated record. NCBI's taxonomy places the organism in Eukaryota, Fungi, Ascomycota, Eurotiomycetes, Eurotiales, Aspergillaceae.